Molecule: messenger RNA, 1946 nt
Organism: Brassica oleracea var. oleracea
Lineage: Eukaryota; Viridiplantae; Streptophyta; Magnoliopsida; Brassicales; Brassicaceae
Exons: 9
Coding region: 46-1695 (549 amino acids)
Cellular component (GO): nucleus
Source: RefSeq, a predicted model, not a curated record
UUCAAGUCAUCUCCUCUCUCUGCUUCUCUCUCUCUCUACCUAAACAUGACAACCAGCAACGGCGGCGAUGUGGAGUCUAGGGUUUCGAUUCCGGCGGAUCUGCGAGAAACCUUUCAGAACAUCAGGGAGUACACAGGGAAACAACAUUCCGACGAGGAUAUCUUCUCCGUCUUCAAGGAUUGCCUCAACGAUCCACACGAGACCGCACAGAAGCUCCUCUUUCUAGAUACCUUUCAUGAGGUGAAAGGCAAACGGGAGAGAAAGAAAGAGAGUUUAGUGCCAAAGACAGAAGAAAAGGGCAGGAAUGGUCGGAGGAACUUCGCUUCAAAUUAUACUGGUGCCAAUAAUGGAAGAAGCGGAGCUUUUACAAGGCAGAGUGGAGCUAAUCACAGAAUAAGACGUCCCAUAAAGGCGUCUAAGCCUUUCAUUCCUCCAAGUGGAGUCAGUAAACCGAAGAACACAGAGGAACACCCUCCCUCCAAGUCUGCUUCUUCGUCUGAGGAUGUUACUGAGCUGAAGAAGUCUAAAGCAAGUGAAACUGUACCUGUAUUAGAAUCUGUUGUACAAAACGGUGCUCAGUAUGCUGUAGAUGGAACUUCUACUUCUUCUCAGCAAUCAUCUACUUCUUCUCAACAAUCAGCCACUUCUAAUUGCGGUAGCCAGUCAGAUCAAGUCAUUAGGAGUGAGGCUGCAGCCCGUAAAGGCAAUAGUCAAUCGCUUCUCAAGUCAGAUGUUGGUGAACGUCCCCACGUAACAUUCCCUGUCCACCUUCAGGUUGCCAAAAUGCUGGAAAAUGGUCUGACGUUUGGGAGCUUCGAUUCCAAUUUUGUGAAAGAGACAUUUUGUGACAAUUGUUCUAUUGGGUGCGAGGACCCAACUAUCAAGUCUUCUCAUGGGACAGCAUCCAGUGAAGCUUCAGCCAGGGAAGAUGUAUCAUCGGUUCCUCAAGAUAAGGAUCAUGAGAUUUCAAACGUAGCACCUGAGACCGAGCUUCAGCUUGUAGAAGGCUCCGAAGUAGAUAAACUGAACGAGGAGUCUUUACCAAUCAAAGACACUCAUCAGGCUGCAAAUUGUGAUAGUCCACCUAUCUCCUAUCCUGAUCAGUGUUCCCUAGCAGCCUCUCAACAGGCAAUGCACCUUCUCAGGCAACAAUACCCUCUGAACUUUUGCCCUUACGGUCUCUAUUAUCCCCAACCCUUCUAUAUGCCGCAGCCAUACAUUCAUCAGUUCUUGACCCCAAACGCGUUCCAACAACAAUCUUACUUACCGCCUCAAGAUGAUGCUCCAGCACCUCCUGGAGAUGAACUCCUUCUCCCUCAGAUCAAAUCAGGAGCCAACAUUGGAAACUCUCCACCUACCACCUUUCCAUCGCCAUAUGACUCAUACGCAGGUGCUUUUAACCACAUCCCAUCACCAGUCAAGGAAGAACAGAAGGAAGACAGUUACACGACUGGACCUGUGUGUGUGCAGAGUCUAGCUAACCUGCAGGCCAGUGCUAUGUACAACUUAUCUCUCCAAGGGCAGCCAUUAGUUUUCCCGACCUUGCAGGCUGGGUUCACGGGAAUAUACCAACAGGCACAGCCCAUACCGCCGCCUCCAGCUAUACCUUCAAUGGCUGAACAACCCAUAGGACUCCCGCUCAUAACUAAUCAGCAACCUCAAGCUGCACCCACGAAUAUGGACAACAACUACUAGGUCAAGCAGAGUUACUCUGAAGAUACAUAUCAGAUUGGUAAGAUGAGAUAUUCAAGUCUUGAUUUUUGAGUGAGUUUGUGCGUACAUACUUAGGAAACAUCACUCCCAAGAGAAAGUUAGUGUGACAAGAGAGAGAAAUGAUGUCUUGGUUCUUUUGUAGACAUCCAUGUGUAGUACUUUCUGAAACUGAUGAUGUCUGGUUCGUUUGUAAUUCUUCCGAAUUUUACAAAUAUAAACAAGUUAUAUCACAU